AUGCAGUGUUUGAUAAUGAUUCUGUGUAUCGUUUGUAUGAUCGCCGAUUCCACGGAAACUGACGAAGAGGAAGUGAAAGGAUUAGUACGAGACUGGGCACCAUUGGUAUGGCUUGCGCCUGGUGAACUGUUUCUGCCCCUCGGGGUGCCCGAGUUCCUCGACAACAUGCAAUCCGACAACGAUUAUCUUUGCACCAGUAUCGACGUAGAGACGUUGCUGAGGAAUCGGUCGUCGUUCUUGUACGGCCGGAAGCCAGCUGGUUCGGUGCCUGUUUACACCGUGAUCAAGAAUUGCGUCGAUCCUUCGGAGGCCUCCACGGACGCGAUGAACUCGAUGGCCGCGAGGGAAGAAAAGAAAUUACGGAGAAAGGGGAGCGACGCGUCGAUACGUUCGCAAAAUGCGCUCCAAUUGGACGAUUUCGGUUCGCCGAUGAUUCUGACCAACGACGUCCCGGGGAAAGUUUGGAAGGGCGAUUCUAAACUUGGCGUCGAGAAAAUCACAGAUUUCGAGAAAAAGAAGAAAAAAUGGAACAGGUCCCGGAAGCUGCGCUUUCACGUGACCUAUUGGAUGUUCUAUCCGUUCAGCGAGGGAAAGGCAGUCUGUGUUCUGGAUCUCGGAUUUUUUGGUAGCUGGCCGAUACCCACUGUAGGCGGUAUGUGCCUCGGAAUGUUCAAGGAGUACGGCAAUCACGUCGGCGAUUGGGAACACAUGAGUCUAUAUUUUAAGGAUGCCAGUCAUCCUUCAGCGAUGUAUGUCUCCGCCCACGAUGCCGGGGCUUUCUAUCGGUACGAUCUGCGAAGCGGUACUUUUGUCUACGAGAGCCAGGAGACGCGUAAAGGCAUUUUCCAGAAACCGAUAUUCCCGGAAAGAGUGUACACCGCCGGUGGCUCUCAUCCGAUACUGUUCAGCGCGCGUGGAUCGCACGGACUCUGGACAGCACCGGGGAAGCACAAAUUCGUCAGAUUGCCUCGCCUUUACGACGAGAGCGGUUUCGGUACCGCGUGGCCCACGUGGAAGAAGAUGGAAUUGCUUCUAAAGGAGGACAAUGGCAUCCUGCCCACCUGGAUGACAUUCAGGGGCAAAUGGGGCAACCCUAAAAGUAACUGCCAUCCUCUGGUCAGGCUUGGCUUUAACAUUUGUGAAUUUGUCGACGGACCAACCGGCAUUCCUAUGAAAAAGUCGAAUUUUCGGUGCUGAUGUUAGACUUCUACGUUUAACAAGCCUUCAAGAUCGCCUAGUGUCGCUCGAUUUAUAUCUAUGGAAGAUUUUAACAGAAAACGUGUAUAAAUGGAUGAAAUAUAAUAAUGAGACUCGUUUAAUAUUUAAUCAAACCCUUCUCCUCCUUUCAAUUCGAGCUGUGCAACUACAACGAGAAUUUAUUAGCU
Colletes gigas is the source of this 1385-nucleotide messenger RNA. RefSeq lists its product as uncharacterized. Lineage: Eukaryota; Metazoa; Arthropoda; Insecta; Hymenoptera; Colletidae. Bases 1 to 1197 code for a protein of 398 amino acids. The record is from RefSeq and is a predicted model, not a curated record. The transcript is spliced from 6 exons.